UGUUUGGUCGCUCACUGACCCCCUCUGGCGAUUUGGAACAGAGGUGAAGCUUCACCAGCCCAUGUCCAAAACCGCGGCACCCCCCCAGAGAACGGCAGGCCAGUUCCCAGGUCCACCACCCAUGCCAAGCUCCAAGUCCCGAUUUUCCCAUUUUUACUCCUGCACGCCACGCCCACUGCCCCCCGUCUUUCUCUCCACUCGUCACUCACUCUUUUCUGUUCGCCCUCCCAGCCCAAUGCACGCUACCCGACCAGUCACCUUGGCUUGUCGAUAGCGCCGCAAAACCCAUCGUCCACCAUCGGAUCACUACAAUCGUUUUUUUUCUUCUGCUCUAC
Trichoderma citrinoviride is the source of this 335-nucleotide messenger RNA. RefSeq lists its product as hypothetical. The record is from RefSeq and is a predicted model, not a curated record. NCBI's taxonomy places the organism in Eukaryota, Fungi, Ascomycota, Sordariomycetes, Hypocreales, Hypocreaceae. The coding region runs from base 62 to 274 and encodes 70 amino acids. The transcript has a single exon.